CAGAUAUAGUGAAUGCAGGGUCCUGGGAGACCAGAUAUAGUGAAUGCAGGGUCCGGGGAGACCAGAUAUAGUGAAUGCAGGGUCCGGGGAGAUCGGUUAUAGUGAAUGCAGGGUCCGGGGAGGACCGGAUAUAGUGAAUGCAGAGUCCGGGGAGAAAGAGCGGAUAUAGUGGAAUGCAGGGUUCCGGGGAGAGCGGAUAUAGUGAAUGCAGGGUCCGGGAGAGCGGGUGAAUGCAGGGUCCGGGAGAGCGGAUAUAGUGAAUGCAGGGUCCGGGGAGACCGGUUAUAGUGAAUGCAGGAUCCGGGUUGGAGACCGGAUAUAGUGAAUGCAGGGUCCGGGGAGA
Molecule: messenger RNA, 343 nt
Organism: Staurois parvus
Lineage: Eukaryota; Metazoa; Chordata; Amphibia; Anura; Ranidae
Source: the annotation of a GenBank genome assembly